GCUGCGCGCCCUAAAAUCUCGAAGAGCCCCGUGACUGUGUGUGUAAGUUUUCACUCCGCCCACUUUCCGGUAUCCACUGCAAACUCCACCGGCCGCCUCCGUCAGUCGAUCCGUCGAGAAGACGAAGAGAGGACGACGAUGCUUCCCGGUGCAGCAGGUGGGGUGGUGAAGGACCUGCGCGCGGCGGCGCGGGCCAACAUCGUGCUCGGCUUGGCGAUGGCCGCCAUGGCCCUCGUCGCCGCCACCACCAACCCCAGCGACUUCCACGCCCAGGCACAGAUCAUCGAGCACGCGUCGCCGGCGCAGGCGCCGGCGCCCGGGGCGCUGCAAUGCGCGGUGACGGAGGCGGAGGUGCUGAACCUGCGCGCGACGGCGCUGCUGCUGGUGCUCACGGGGGUGGGGCAGGCGUUUCUUGCUUUUGCUGCCGACGUCGCCCUGGCGGGGUCGCUCCGCGAUCUGGGCGGGUUCGUCACCUUCACGGCGUACCUCAUCGGCGCCGUGAACGCCUUCUUCCUCUGCAACGUCGUCAGCCAGGUGGUGGUCGUCGCCAUCGGACACUGCGCCGUCCUCCUCGCCGUUGGCUACGCUUUCGUCGCCGGGACCUAUGCAACGCUGCUCGGAGUCAGCAUCGCCGUCACACUCUGCUGAUCGCACUACACUCACCCUCUCUACCUUAUUAGCUUUGUUAGCUUGCUGCGUCCUCGCCGUCACAUUCUGCCGACUGAUCCCCUCUAGCUUAGCUCGCUGCAUCUAUCUUCUUCUACCUAGCUACUAGCACUAGCACUAGCUGUUACGUGUGGAUCAAUGGAUCUUAGGAAAGAUCGAUCUGGCUAUCUAUUUGUUUUGUCUGAAA
Molecule: messenger RNA, 853 nt
Organism: Lolium perenne
Lineage: Eukaryota; Viridiplantae; Streptophyta; Magnoliopsida; Poales; Poaceae
Source: RefSeq, a predicted model, not a curated record